Emericellopsis atlantica is the source of this 2419-nucleotide messenger RNA. RefSeq lists its product as uncharacterized. Gene Ontology annotation, molecular function: adenosine deaminase activity. The record is from RefSeq and is a predicted model, not a curated record. NCBI's taxonomy places the organism in Eukaryota, Fungi, Ascomycota, Sordariomycetes, Hypocreales, Bionectriaceae. Gene Ontology annotation, biological process: adenosine catabolic process; inosine biosynthetic process. Bases 447 to 2240 code for a protein of 597 amino acids. The transcript is spliced from 4 exons.
GUGAGCUCCCUCUAGGGUAAGCAUGCACAGCCCCAGCGAUCCACCUUGGAGUCAGCCUCGACAAUGACAGCAUCGAACGGUCGUCUUUCCAUCGUCAAUAUUUGAUCCUGCAGGAAUCGUUCGGCACUAUCUACCCGAAAGUGCCAAAUGGUCGCUUCUUCUCGUGAAGACUUACCAUAAAGUGCAGUGUGGCUUUGCUCAUGAACUUGCCGGAUCCGGACGCGAGGCACCAUGACCGUUGGCGGAGGGGUUCAUCAACGCGCCGUAUGAGAGAUCUCACAAUCAGCCGGGACGCUCAACCGCUGGGCGAGGCUCAGAGCUAGGCGACUCGUCCCUGAGUAUGAUGCUCCAGCAGUGAUUCAAUCAGAAACGCUCGGUACUCACGAUGGUCUCGCGUCUUGCAUCGUGUACAUAAGGACGAACGCUCCCCACGCGACCACUUGGCGAUGAGCAACAGCAUCAUCAACUUUCUCUCGCAAACACCAGGCAGCACCAGGAUGGGCGACACUCCGAAAGACAAAGAGGCUGCAAACUACAUAGCGGCUGCUCAACAGCGCACAAUGCCGGCCCACCUCGCGUCGCCUAAAUGGCGCGAUCUCUCAACCAGCAUCAGCACCGGAUUCCAGGACGAAGAGACAUACAUGAGGCAGCGCGAGAAGCUCCAGCAGCAAGAAAAGUCUCUUGCGUUCGAUUUUCGAUGCAAGAGUCGGGCGACCGACAAGGAAGUCAGGGCGAACAGUAUCAUCCAGGCGUUAAGGAGAAAUGACAAUCAGAACAUUUACGGCAACGCCACGCCAAGGAUAGGACAUCAGGGGCAGCAGCAUGGACGAUUCGCUGGUGACCAUUUUCUUUCAGAUGUCGAUCUGAUCAGCCAAACGAGUUUAUUCAACGUGGCGCGGAGGAUGCCCAAAGGCGCCCAUCUACACGUCCACUUCAACGCCUGUCUGCCGCCUGAAGUCCUACUCAAUAUUGCCAAGGACAUGGAGAGAAUGUUCAUCACAAGCGACAAACCGCUCACGUCGAAAGAGGCCUUUGACACGUGCGAGUUGCAGUUCUCGCUCGUCUGUAAAGGCAAGGAGAAACGCGGAAACAUCUUCUCGGAAACAUACACGGAUAGACAACACAUGCCAUUUCAGCAUUUCUUGCUCGAGUUUAGAGACAUGCGGGCAGAUAUGAAGGUGGACACAUGGCUUGUUGAAAAGCUCAUGUUCAGCGAGGACGAAGCUUACAACACGCGGCAAACAGCACAUGGGGCCUGGAGGAAGUUCAACGGUCGGACACGAAUGAUGAAAGGGCUUAUUAACUACGAGACCGCCUAUCGAAGAUAUACACGUCUCCUGCUCGAAGACUUUACCCGGGAUGGCAUCUCCUACGCGGAGAUCCGGCCGAAUUUCAUGACGAGCAAUCAUCUCCUGCAGGACGAUGGCGAGAAGACGAUCGACAAUGCUGGCAUUAUGGAGAUCAUUAUCCAAGUGGUCGAGGAAUAUCAGAGGGAGAUGCACGCCAAAGGCGGCUUUUUCGGAGGGCUCAAGGUGAUAUAUUGCACGCCAAGGAGUUUCCGCAAGGAUCAAAUCGCCGAAUCUUUGCAAGAGUGCUUGGAAUUUAAAAAGAGAUGGCCGAAAUGGAUAGCUGGCUUCGACAUUAUCGGCGAGGAAGCCGCAGGCCAUCCUCUCAAGCACUUCAUACCAGAAUUUCUCCAGUUCCAGAAAGAAUGCGCAGAAGCCGCGGUGUCGAUACCUUUUCUAUUUCACUGCGGCGAAACGCUCGAUGACCCAGAGGGUAAUCUGUUGGACGCACUCCUUCUGGGCGCGAAGCGCAUAGGCCACGGGUUCGCACUGGCCAGGCACCCCUAUGUCAUGCAGCACAUGAAGGCGCGCGGUGUCUGCUUGGAGCUGUGCCCUAUUUCGAAUGAGAUCCUGGGGUUAACGGGACGGGUUGGCGGGCAUACCAUGUACGAGUUGUUGGCCAACAAUGUACACUGCACUGUCAACUCUGACAACGGGACGCUGUUUCGAUCAAGUCUUUCCCAUGAUUUCUACCAGGUCAUGGUUGGCAAGGCCGACAUGGGCCUCGCGGGCUGGAAGCAGCUGAUCUUAUGGAGCCUCGAGCACUCCUGUAUGGAGGAUUCGGAGAGAUUGCAGGCUCUAGAGGCCUGGCAGCGGCAGUGGGAGGACUUCUUGACCUGGAUUCUGAAGGUAUAUGGGCCUGUGGUGGAAUCAAAGGAUGUUGCAAGCAAUUGAGGGAAUACGAGGAUGAUACCCAGAGAACGUAAAGAUGCGAUAGAUUCAGUUGGAUAGAACCUGCAAGCGCUUGUCAUCGUUAUCAGCGAUUCGUUUCCAUUGCCCAUAGUGGCACUAAUGCUGCAUAAGACGCUUAAAUGGAGGCUGGUAGGGAUGCAGAUCGACGCGCAACUCCACAG